GCCUUUGGUUAUUAAAUGUGUCUGUGAAAAGGUUUUGGGCCGAAAAAUAGAAGGCCGCUCUCAACAAUCCAUCUCCACCUUCUCCUCUCCUUCUCCUCAUCUCACGCUCACUAAAUUAUACUCACUCCACUCUCUCUCUCUCACACACACACAUGGCAACAGAGCAUCAACAGCCGGACGCCCAAAUCUCCCCCGCCCCGCCCCCCGCCAACACCACCACCGCCCCCCCCGCAGACCCCCCUCCUCUCGACAAUCCCACCACCACCGCCACCCCCGCCGCCAACCCUCCCAAGCGACAGCGCCGCCCCAGCGUCCGCCUCGGCGAGAUCGGAGGCGACCCACCCUACGAUGUUCCCCAGCGACGCCCCAAUAAAACCUGGCGCUUCCACAAAGACCCAUCUUUAGCCGCCAAAACCUCCAAGACGCGGCCGUUAACCAACCUCGUCAACGGAGCCGCCCCCGUCGCCGCCGCCGCCGACUCCAACUUCCAAGAUUCGGUCGAACUCUCCGAGAAUUACGCCGAUUUCGGCCUCCGGAAGUCCAAAGUGAAGAAACCCACAAAAAGGGCCCGCACGAAUUGGAACAAAUUCGACUCCUCCGCGGUUAAUAACGGCGUAAUUGAGAGCACGAGUUUCUUACAGGAAGAGAACGACAAUAAUAACGAAGAGUUCCGAGAGUUGGAGGGCGAGGGUUCGGAGAGCCCUAAGCAGCAGAGCCCAAUCAACUCCGCGGAGAACAUGGGAUUGCAGUUUUGGGAUCAGCAGAGAAGGGGGAGCCGGGCCCGUGUGUCGGAGAUCAACGGGGUGCAUCUAAACGAGGUGAAUUCGCCGGAGAAGAACAAUGAGGGGAAUUUAGGGGUGAGGGAAUGGUUAAUCGGAUUAGGGUUAGGGAGAUACGCACCCGUCUUCGAGAUACACGAGGUCGAUGACGAGGUAUUGCCCAUGUUAACGUUGGAGGAUCUAAAGGAUAUGGGAAUAAAUGCCGUGGGUUCCAGGAGGAAAAUGUAUUCCUCCAUUCUCAAACUAAGAAAAGGCUUUUCCUGACUUGUUUUGUUCUGCUGUAUGGAUUGCUUUUCUACUAGUUUCUCUUCCUCUCUCUCUUUUUGUUUUCUUGCUAUAUUAACUACUUGAGUAAUAAUGAUAAUGAUAAUGAUGAUAAUUUUGUAGUGUCCUA
Salvia miltiorrhiza (redroot sage) is the source of this 1173-nucleotide messenger RNA. RefSeq lists its product as uncharacterized. Gene Ontology annotation, molecular function: protein binding. The record is from RefSeq and is a predicted model, not a curated record. The transcript has a single exon. The coding region runs from base 153 to 1043 and encodes 296 amino acids. Lineage: Eukaryota; Viridiplantae; Streptophyta; Magnoliopsida; Lamiales; Lamiaceae.